This is a messenger RNA of Petromyzon marinus (sea lamprey), 6530 nucleotides long. NCBI's taxonomy places the organism in Eukaryota, Metazoa, Chordata, Hyperoartia, Petromyzontiformes, Petromyzontidae. The record is from RefSeq and is a predicted model, not a curated record.
UCACAGGGCUAUACCAAAAUAAAUAAGCUGAAACUGCUUCGUCUGCACCUUCCUCGAGAGGAAGCCAGACUCCACACGUCGAUUGUUUUUCGUUUCUUCCCGACGCCUCUCCACGAAUCGAUUCCACAGAAGGUCACGGAAGUGGCUGACGUUAUUAUCAUCAUCAGCAUAAUCAUUCUGGUGCGAUUGUUUCUGCAGAGCAGAAUUUGGGGUUUGAGUGUGCUGUCAAGGUCACGCAUUGUGUGCGUGAGAUAUGAAUGUUUGUGAUGUAUUCAAACUUAAUAAUUUAAGAGCAAUCGGUGGGUUCCAAUCCUGUGCAAUGCCAACAACAACCUUUUUCCGUGGGGUUUCCCUGCUUAGAUUGGGUUGUAUUGUAUUGUUUUUCCUCCUUUUGUUAAACAUUUAUUUCGAAAGUUUAAAAUUGCUUCUAAUUUUGUGGAUGGUUGUAGGUAAAAAGUAAAAAAAACCAAAUAAAUCAUAACCGCACCAUGGUGUCUUGAUUGAGCCCUUCACUCACAAGGCCACGUGUGCUUGUGGGGGGGGGGCGCUUGACCCGUAAACUGCUUGGCCGCUGCAGCUAAAAGCUGUGAAAUCCGCGAACGGGUUAAGCUACUGUCCUGAUGGUAGAGCUGAGAGCUCCGUGCGACUGAACCCCUCGUGGCUAGAUUAUGGCUGGCGUGUAAAUAUACUUUCAACACGCGUCCUUCAUCGGGCACCCUACGCCGUUGCCAAAUGUCAGGAUGGCAACAAGCAAAAAAAAAUCCGCCGUACAGAUGGCUGCCAAAAAUACAAAUUAGCUUUGAGUAAAAAAAUAUAUAUCCGUGUUUAUUUGCUCGAAAUGCUUUAGAUUUUAAAAAAUAGCUUAGAAUGGAUACGGCUGUGUCGUUUCUUUUUUUCUUUUUGCAGUUUACACUGCUUAGCUCUCUGUUGUACCCCGUGUUGUUAGGCAUGGAUGUCCGACGUUUUGCUCCCGGGAACAACCCGAGGACAGAUGUGAGAGCUAUAGCUUAGAUCGGAUGUUGUUACAGCGAAGAGCAGAUUUUUUUUUGGAUCAAGGGUUUGAGCCCACAAGUUGUAGGUUCGUGGACACAGCAUGCCCGGUGCAUUUCGAGGAUGAUCGCCCAGCGCACGUGGGGGCAAUGACAGUUUUCGCACGUCGCUCGCAUGCCGUGAAGAGGACGCCCACUCCGAACCAAGCGGCGUGGACGGAGCGGCCUAGGUUAAAUAGAGAGAGAGAGAGAGACCGUGGGGCGUGCAGCAGUGCCCCGACGCCAAAUCCCGGUGUCGCAGGACGAGGCUGCCUGAGGCCAUAAGCCGAUUAGGAUCCGGCUUCGGCAACGAAGCUCCACGGACGGCGCAGAGGGCCGGGUGAUCCACCACGCGAGCUCACCUCGUGCUGCUGCCAGUGACGUCGCUAAACCUCUUUCGUCCGCCCUUUACUGCGGGCAAACGAAGCUGCCGGGUCUCUCCACUGCCAGAGCAAAGUGAAAAACAAAAUUGCGUUCACGUCUCCUAUUUUGAAAGAAUGCAAUUUCGCUGGGGUUUUUUUUUGUAACACAAAUUUCGUCGACAAAUUCGGAGAGAAGUCCCGUUUCGUUAACAUUCGUGUGCACCGAACAACGAAUUUCAAGAAAACUGAGUGGCUCGUUCAAGUGAGCAGCGAUUCAGUGUCGCCUUUGAAGAUACGAAGCGCCGAGGCGUCUCGAACGCGCCCAAUAAUCGCGUGCCGAGGAGGAGGAGGAGGCGGCGGCUGGGAAUUGUCCCUCGCGGUGCCACGGUCGGUGCCCGACACAGGCGACGUGUGGACGGGUCGCUGACGUGCACUUGAAGCCUGUGUCAUGCGCGCGAAUCCCCGUGAGUACCCGCCGAGCACAUUUGUUUCCUUAAUUAUUUAAAUCAAGUUGCCACUCCGGAAGCUCUGAAACAUCGCAGCUCCACGAUUACUUUUUCUCUUAAAUUCAGUGGGCUGCCUUUUGUUCUACAAUUCUCUGUAGAAUGUUCUGACAAAAUUGGCAAUUGCAGGCGAGUUUUUUUUUCCUGCCUAGGUUAUUUUCACUUUCAUUCGUUUGUAAAAGUGUUGAACGCUUAUUGAUUUAUUACACAACAGAGCUGUAACCUGACACGUGGACUGUCGCGUAAAGAGUAGCCGAUCGGUGCACUCUGCGUGGAGAAGACUACGACGACGCAUCCGAGAGGUAGAGAGACUUCGGCGGAGGGGAGGGAAGGGGACCGAUGGAAAAGAGCGACGUCUACCGGGUCCUGCACCGAGGACUCAAGUGCAGCGUUCGUCCCCUGCCUCUCGACAUCGAACUCUGGCUUUACGUGCAAAAAACCAGGGGCAUGAAGAAGCCGAGGAUGGAGGCGUCGUGCCUGGAGCUGGCGCUGGAGGGCGAGCGCCUGUGCCGGGCGGGCGAGGCGCGCUCCGGCGCCUCCUUCUUCGAGGCGGCGGUGCGCGUCGGCACCGAGGACGCGCGCACGCUGAGCGCCAUCUACAGCCAGCUGGGCAACGCCUACGUGUGCCUCGGCGAGCACGGCCGUGCUCUCGAGUACCAUGGGCUGGACCUCACGCUGGCGCGGAAGAUCGGCGACCGCGCCGCAGAGGCCAAGGCGAGCGGCAAUCUGGGAAACCCGCUCAAAUUCCUCGGGCGCUUCGAGGAGGCCAUCGUGUGCUGCCAGCAUCACCUGGACGUAUCGCGGGAGAUUGGCGACCAGGCUGGCGAAGCGAGGGCCCUGUACCUCCUGGGCAGCGUAUACCAUGCACAGGGCAAGAGCCUGGGCUGCUCGGCGAGCCAAGACCCCGGGGAGCUGGGCCCUGAAGCCAAGUUCUGCCUGGAGCAAGCAGUCAACCACUACCAAGCCAACCUGGCACUGGUGCGGGAGCUCGGAGACCGGGCGGCUCAGGGCCGAGCCUUCGGUAACCUGGGCAACACCUAUUACCUCCUGGGCUGCUUCAGCCAAGCCGUGGCCUGCCACCAGGAGCGGCUGGCUAUCGCACGGGAGUUUGGAGACAAGGGGGCGGAGAGGCGUGCGUACAGCAACCUGGGAAAUGCGCACAUCUUCCUCGGCCAGUUCGAGUCGGCCGCGGAGUUUUACAAGAAGACGCUGCAGCUGGCUCGACAGCUGCGUGAGCGGGCGGUGGAGGCGCAGGCGUGCUACAGCCUGGGCAACACCUGCACCCUCAUGCAGGACUACUGCCGCGCAGUCGACUUCCACCUCAAGCACCUCGCCAUCGCACAGGAGCUGCAGGACAGGGUCGGCGAGGCGCGGGCGUGCUUCAGCCUCGGCAAUGCCCACUCGGCCCUGGGGAGCAACCGAGAAGCCGUGCGCUUCGUCACCAAGCACCUGGAGCUGUCGCGGGAGAUCGGUGACCGCAGCGGAGAGGCCACCGCUCGGGCCAACCUCGACGAGCUGCACGGCAUUCUAGCAAUCAACAACAACAACGACGACGACGCCACGAAGCGCCCCGACGAGCUGCCCAUCCGCCGGAACGAGUUCACCACGCAGGAUUCUCCUCGCUGUUGUCAUCUGUGCCCAGGGGCGAGACCGAGAAUCAUUCAUAGGCACAGCGUGGACAACAUGGAGCUAAUGAAGCUCACCAUUGACAAGAGCCAGAACGGUGGGGAUGAGGCGCGGAGUCCAGGCCAGGGCCGCCCACCGCUCGUCAAACAACUCUCCGGCUGCUCCUUCCUCCCGUCGCGCCUCAAGGGCCGCAAGUACCGUGAGGGCAUCACGACCGCCGAGCAGAGAUCCACGGUUGCCGCCGCCACCGCUGAUGCAGACGAUGUCACGGUGCAACUUCCCAACAUGGGCCGGGCUGUGAUCUUUAAAUGCCGGCUCUUGGAUUGUGCGCGGAAAGCGGAGAGGAUCAGCCCUGAACCGUCGUCGGACAGCGAAGGAUUUUUCGAGCAGCUGAGUCGAUCCCAGGCUGACCGAAUGGACGACCAACGCUGCUCCUUCUUGUCCCCGGGAGACACUGCCUCUUCACUGACGGUGUCAACCAACAGGAACUCCCGCCUCCCGUCGCCGCAGACGGAGGAGUUGCUGGACCUGAUCAUGCAGACGCAGGGCCGGCGACUCGACGACCAGCGAGCCACAGGCUCCGACCUGCCCGGCCUCAACGUGGCUCAGUGCGGCGGAGCAGCGGCCGCCGCCGGCGGCCUCGGGCAGCUGCUGGCGAACGGGGAGGUCCCGCAGGCCGACGAUGACUUCUUUGACAUGCUCAUCCGCUGCCAGGGCUCGCGCCUGGACGACCAGCGCUGUGCCCCGCCACCCGAAGCCCCGCGCGGCCCCACGGUGCCCGACGAGGACUUCCUGAGCCUGAUCCAGCGCACGCAGGCCAAGCGCCUGGACGAGCAGCGAGUGUCGCUGCCGCCCGGCCUGCGACGGCCCAGCACCUCCUGAGGACGCACGGCACGCACGCACGCACGCACUCACACCCCACCACUCCGCCGCUACUUGUCCAUUACAGUAUUUAUUUUUCCACUCGCUGUGGUUAUUUCAGGGCGAAUGGGCACUGUGGCUGCGCGAAUGCACCUCUGGGUCCGCGGUUUGCAGAUUGAACUCCAGCCUCACCCCCCCCCCCUUCACCUCCGACAUUAAGCUGCAGGAUCGUUAGUGUUAAUGAGCGAGUGCAGAAUCUGUUCCAGGUGAAGGUCCCAUGUUGUUUAUUUAUGAAGUGAGGCUGUUGUGUGUCAUGGCCGCAUUUUUCCCCGUUAUCUCUAAAUUGUCAGACUGUUCUUUCCUGAAUGCUUGCCGAGGCUAAGUGUGCCUCUGUUCAGCCGGCACGAUACCCUCUUGCCGCGUCGCACUCGACGGCGACUUUUGAUGGCGGAGAUUGCGAUUGCAUCUUACGAUUGCAUCUUACGUUAAAUCUUCUGGUGCCGUUAAUUGCGCUUGCUGGAAAAUGUGCAGUCUGCUUUGGGACAGCUCAUCGCUGACCGACCUUUUCCCUCCGGCUUUCCUUAGGGUUCGGCACAGGUGUGGGAUGUCUGUUGCAGGGCGCACCUAUUCGUGUGGGCAGUGGCAUCGUGUGGUUCACACAGGUCCCGGUGCAAGGAAUUAAAUGAGGCUCUUCUGUUCAAUUCCCCCCCCCCCUCUUGGCGCAUGGACCCCGGCGGCUCUGAGCCCCCUGUGUAUUAGCACAGCCUGCUCAGCUUAUGGGAUGGUUAACCUAAGUUCCCCAUUGUCCCACAUUCCAUCUCACGUGGGUUAGCGACUGCACUAAAGUAACAUACCAUAUUUAGGAGGGCAUUGAACAGGUUGGUUGAUGCAAGACUUUAUUCUAAAAUGAAACAGUUAUUUGAUUAAAUAAAGUAUCCAAGAUUUUAUAGGUACAUUACCAUUCUUCAAGAUUGGUUCACAGUAUACACAAUACUUAUAAAAAACCGUAAUCUAUCAAAUUAAAUAAUCAAGCUAUACAGUCCAGUAUUUCUAAUUGACUUUCUUGUGGUUUGGCAAAAUGAGAGUCUACAUUGUAACGGUUUUUGAAAUAGCCAAAUAUGUAAGUUUAUGUUAAGCCCUAUAAAAUCUCAAGAUCAAUGAUAAUGUGUCUAUUGAAUAAAAACGCAGUAAACGUAUGUAUACCCAUAACGUUUGUGAAAAGAAAUAUUUUAUCGUGUGAUAACCGUUUAAUCAACUGCCACUCUGAGUCGCAUGGUAAUCGACUGUGUGCUGGGUCAUAGUUUGCAAUUUUUAAGCUGUGUGCAUUAGAAGUAAAAUAUUGUGAGCCUUUAUGAAAUUGUGCGCGCUAUUGGCUUUAAUCAUAUGGCGGCUGAAUAUCUCCUCUCUUCUACUUGAACCACCCUGCUACAUUAUUGCCCAAAAUGAGGUUUGGUCUCCCCAAUCCCCUUCUGUUUGUGGUGCUUAAGUAAAUGUUUACUAAGAUAACUUGAGGAUUAACUGUCGCUCGGUGUGUUACAAGAAUCGCCAAUGCUUACUCUGCUAAUCUUUCCUCUUGAUACUUAAAGUAUAUAUGGUGAGUGGGCUACAUAUGAUACGUAAGUUAACGUAACUUAUUAGUGGUUUCAAUGAAUUUGGAAUGUUGGCCGGAACACACGAUGUGCAUUAAAUUGCCGUUGUCAUGAGUUUAAAGUUUUGGAUAAAGGAGUGUACAGGGUUGCUCUUGAGACCGGGUUACUUUCUUUGAAUUUUCCUUUGCAGUCGAGCUUUCUAGGGCGUUUGCAAUUUGUGUUUUACAUUUUCGGAUUUGCAUUACGUUGUUAAGCUCACAGUUGCACAAUUUUGCUUAACCGAACAAACAUUCCGAAUGAAAAUAUUGAACAAAUCUGUAACGGGCACAUACAUAGUGGGGGAAAUGUAAAAUUGCGUCUCAUACAUAGAGUAUUGAAUGUAAUGUAUAUAAUUGUUGGUGAUUGAUUUGAUGCGAAUGCCGGCUGACAAUGUAUAUAUGCCGUACUCCUUAAGUAAUUUUUGGGUAACACUGUAAAUAUUCCAGCUCAUUUGGUUUAUGUGAUGACCAAGUAUGAUUGUGUGGCACGUAUUUGGAAGCGAAUAAAACCUUCAAUAAAGAA